UGUGGAUAAAAUCAAGUGUCAAUCACAGGUUAAGGGAAAAAAGUAUUUAAAGAGAAAUUGAGUGAACUUUGUACCAAAGAAGUCUAAAAUGGAUGUUGUUUGUGGUCCUUUAUUACGAUACAUAGAGAUUGACUAUACUAAGCGAAUUUGGUAUGGUUCUUGUCUUCUUGUUGUCAAUUCAUGUCAACCUCCUACUUUGUCUAUAUCCAUUAUUCCAUGCGAACCCAUUCAAAUUGACAUGUUGGAUAAUUUUUGCAAUACAUAUUACUUUUGGCGAUAUAAACUAGCCUUGCCUUUAUUAAACAGACCUCAAUGUGUUUCUUAUACAAGUCAUUGUCUAGACAGAACAUUUCAAUUCCAUCUACCGGCUAUUCAAGACUCAAUGCGGUUCAUGUUUUAUUCUUGUAAUGGCUUCUCCAAUGUUCCAGAAACUGUUCGAGAAAGAUACAAUGAGAAAGAAGCUCCACUUUGGCAAGAUGUGUUGGAUAAGCACCAACAGUCUCCCUUUAAUGUCUUGCUAGGAGGUGGCGAUCAAUUGUAUCAAGACGAUCUGAUUUCUAAAGAUUUUAUGAAGCCUUGGGUACUCGAAAAAGAUCCAACAAAACGUAUCUCAAUGCAAUUGUCCGAGAACAUGAAAAAUGCACUUGAAAACUAUUACUUCUGGAACUAUAUCAAACAUUUUGGGUGUGCUGCAAGCCCUGCACAAACGUUGGUCUUUGCAACCAUUCCUUCGGUCAAUAUGUGGGAUGAUCAUGACAUUAUUGAUGGCUAUGGCUCAUAUCCAGCUGAUCUUCAGUCAUCAGACUGCUUUCAAGUUUUGUUUGCCAAUGGAGCACGUUUCUAUUAUCUGUUCCAACAGCAUACAACCAUUGAAGAGACACAUGGCAUGAUCAAAGGCGAGCUGGCCACCUGCAACCAUAUUGUCACUACAUUGGGUUCAUCCAUUGGGUUCUUGGCACUUGAUGCUCGUGGUGAACGUACUAAAUAUCAAAUAUGUACUCAAGCAUCUUAUGAUGCUGUAUUUAAAGCCAUCAAUGAAUUACCACCUACUGUCAAACAUUUGAUAGUCUUGACUGGUGUGCCUCUUAUCUAUCCUCGCUUGACCUUGUUCGAGAAAGCCAUGGAAGCUAUUGCUCAUUUGAAUUUAGCAACAUUGGUUGGAAGAAUAGGGACAUUGGGAUGCAUUAUUACUCAAUUUUUGAACAGUUGGAAUGGCGAUCCUGAGCUACUAGACGAUGUGAAUGAUCAUUGGACAUCAACCAACCAUGAAGGUGAAAGAAGGCAUUUUAUAGAAAGAUUACAAUCUUUUGCACAAAAUACAUCUAUUCGUGUCUCUUUCUUUGGUGGAGAUGUUCAUUGUUGCUGUACUGGGCGAUUGUAUUCAAACAACACUCUACCAGAAAAGGAUCCUAACUUUAUGAUCCAAAUUAUAUCCAGUGCUAUUGUCAAUAUACCCCCUCCUCAGAUACUAUUGAGUAUUUUAGAUCAGUAUUAUGUGCCUAUUGCUUUUAGCCAAGAUGUGACUGAAGACAUAUACGACCUGUUUGACACAACACCGGAGGGACAACAUACAAUCAACAAGAAAUUAAUGGGCUCACGCAAUUACUGUAUAGGUAGCUAUGAUCAAGCCAUGGACGCCAUCAUAAUUGAGUUGCAUGUAGAAAUUAUUCCAGGAACAAAAGGUACCAAAAGAUAUGCUAUUCAUAUACCAGAACUGGCACUCAAAGAUAAGGCUCAUAACCAAAAACAAAUGCUUGAUUCUAAAAACAAUUUAAUGAAAGAAGAGGACCGAGUCAAGACAAGAAAGAAGCAUUUCUCGGUGCGCAACCUGAUCUGCUUUUAAUUAAUAAGGCGCAUAAUGUGUUACACUAAUCCUGUGGUGUCACAAUCAUAAGCAAGAAAAGACAAAUAUUCUACAGAAAAUAUAAUUAUCAAAUAGCAUAUAUCAUUAGAGUUGUCUUUUCUUAGCCAUAUAGUCAAAUUAAUAAAAAAGAAAAUGGAGG
Gilbertella persicaria is the source of this 2003-nucleotide messenger RNA. RefSeq lists its product as uncharacterized. The coding region runs from base 89 to 1843 and encodes 584 amino acids. Lineage: Eukaryota; Fungi; Mucoromycota; Mucoromycetes; Mucorales; Choanephoraceae. The transcript has 6 exons. Gene Ontology annotation, cellular component: membrane. The record is from RefSeq and is a predicted model, not a curated record.